Messenger RNA from Capsicum annuum, 2379 nucleotides. Its product is annotated as external alternative NAD(P)H-ubiquinone oxidoreductase B2, mitochondrial. Lineage: Eukaryota; Viridiplantae; Streptophyta; Magnoliopsida; Solanales; Solanaceae. The record is from RefSeq and is a predicted model, not a curated record. Gene Ontology annotation, molecular function: calcium ion binding; NADH dehydrogenase activity. The coding region runs from base 277 to 2037 and encodes 586 amino acids. The transcript has 11 exons.
UUCUUGGGCAACACGUUAAGCAAAGACCUAUUAGAAUCUUCCAUCACCCUCUUACUCUUCCCAUUUCUUAGGGGCGAAAAGAAAAACUCAGUAGCACAUUUCCACGUUCCCUUCUUCUCUCUUCUCUCUCUCUCCAUCUUCAUAUUCUCUUUCUACAACUCACACCACGUUCUCCUCUCUCUCUCUCUCUCUCUCUCUCUCUACGCUACAUCAAAUCUCAGGUAUAUAUUUUGAUUUGUACCGGUUGAAGAGAAGCCUGCUUAAGUUGAACGCAAAAUGCAAAGAGUAACGGUGAUUCAGAGAUUUUCUAAAACUUUCCGUGAUAAUCCUUCGCUUUCUAAGCUGCUCAUUGUUUUUACUGUCAGUGACAGUGGUGGAGGUCUUGUGGCAUACUCUGAGGCAGCAAAAUCGUAUGACAAUUCUAAUGCUGGAGAGUUAGUUGAGGCCAACAACAGAAAAAAGAAAAUUGUUGUCCUUGGAACUGGUUGGGCUGGAACCAGUUUCUUGAAGAAUCUGAAGGAUCCUUCAUAUGAUGUCCAAGUGAUAUCUCCAAGAAAUUACUUUGCAUUCACCCCUUUGCUGCCAAGUGUUACAUGUGGCACAGUAGAAAGUCGCAGCGUUGUUGAGCCAAUACGCAACAUUAUCAGGAAGAAACAUGUAAAUGGUUAUUACUGGGAAGCUGAAUGUAUCAAAAUUGAUCCAGAAAACAAGAAAGUAUAUUGUCGAUCAAAUCUAAACAUCAACGGGAAUGGGAAGGAAGAGUUUGCUGUAGAUUAUGACUAUCUUGUAAUUGCCACUGGAGCCCGUGUAAAUACAUUCAACAUUCCUGGUGUUGAAGAGAACACUUUCUUCUUGAAGGAAGUAGAAGAUGCUCAAAAGAUCCGUAGAACUGUCAUUGACUGUUUUGAGAAGGCAAGUCUGCCUACCCUCAGUGAUGAGGAGAGAAAGAGGCUGCUUCACUUUGUUAUUGUUGGUGGUGGACCAACUGGUGUGGAGUUUGCGGCGCAGCUUCAUGACUUUGUCAAUGAAGAUAUAGUAAGGCUGUAUCCUAGAGUCAAAGAUUUGGUGAAGAUUACACUUCUCGAGGCAACAGAUCAUAUUUUGAACAUGUUUGACAAAAGAAUUACUGCAUUUGCCGAAGAAAAAUUCCAAAGAGAUGGUAUUGAUGUGAAAACAGGGUCAAUGGUUGUGAAGGUAGGAGAAAAAGAAAUUUGUACCAAGGAUGUCAAGCGUGGAGAAAUAACUUCUAUGCCUUAUGGAAUGGCUGUCUGGUCUACUGGUAUUGGAACUCGUCCGGUAAUUAUGGAGUUUAUGAAGCACAUUGGUCAGGGAAACAGACGAGUGUUAGCAACUGAUGAGUGGCUACGUGUUGAGGGACAGGACAGCGUAUAUGCGCUUGGCGAUUGUGCAACAAUCAAUCAGCGUAAAGUCAUGGAAGAUAUUGCUGCUAUAUUUCAUAAAGCAGACAAGGAUAACUCCGGAACACUUACAGUCAAAGAAUUUCAGGAAGUCCUCGAUGACAUUUGUGAAAGAUACCCGCAGGCGGAGCUUUACUUGAAAAAUAAAAAAAUGAGUAAUCUUGUUGAUCUCUUGAAAGAAUCAAAAGGUGACGGUGUUAAAGAAUCAGUUGAGGUGAACAUUGAAGAAUUUAAAUCAGCACUAUCCCAAGUGGAUACUGAUAUGAAGAAUCUUCCAGCAACAGCUCAGGUUGCAUCUCAGCAAGGUGUCUACUUAGCUAAAUGCUUUAAUCGUAUGGAGGAAUGUGAAAAAAAUCCGGAAGGUCCUCUUCGAUUUAGAGGAGAAGGCCGCCAUCGAUUUCACCCAUUCAGGUACCGACAUUUGGGACAGUUUGCACCUUUGGGAGGAGAGCAAACAGCAGCACAACUUCCAGGAGAUUGGGUUUCAAUUGGUCAUAGCAGUCAGUGGCUCUGGUAUUCUGUCUAUGCUAGCAAACAAGUCAGUUGGCGUACAAGGGCAUUGGUUGUAUCUGACUGGUUGAGGCGGUUCAUAUUUGGAAGAGACUCGAGCCAGAUUUAAGGUGUUAUGCCCCCGAAUGUGUCAUAGGAGCUCCUGUGGAUUUAUCUUUAAAUUCUAUUAGGCUGUUGGCAAGAGUUUUUUGAUUGUGAAUCCUGACGGAUUUGUUUGUUUAAUUCUUUUUGCAACUCCUUGGCACUGGUUGUUUGUGGGUGUUCUGUCACUCCAGUUUUGCAGCUACACGGAGUACUAAACCAUAGAGAACCCAAUUUUCUGUAAUUGCAUCUUAAUAAAGGUGAGAUGAACAACAUCAAUAGGAGGGUUGCUAAAUUGUAAUUUGAAUUUUCCCAAAUAUUGCUCAGGUGUUCUAUUUUGAACAACAUUCAGCUAAGCCUUUUGAUGCCA